Molecule: messenger RNA, 2924 nt
Organism: Octodon degus (degu)
Lineage: Eukaryota; Metazoa; Chordata; Mammalia; Rodentia; Octodontidae
Gene: Ubxn2b
Product: UBX domain protein 2B
Exons: 9
Coding region: 30-1019 (329 amino acids)
Biological process (GO): membrane fusion; proteasome-mediated ubiquitin-dependent protein catabolic process; Golgi organization
Cellular component (GO): cytosol; nucleus
Molecular function (GO): ubiquitin binding
Source: RefSeq, a predicted model, not a curated record
CCCCCGCGGGCGCCGCGAGGCGGCUGAAGAUGGCGGAGGGCGGCAGCGCGGAGAGGGACGAAGCGGAGCGGAGGUCCGCCGGGACGCGGCCUCCGAGCGCGCGGGACUUGCAGAUGGCCCUCGCAGAAUUAUAUCAAGAUGAAGUGCAGCGCACCAAUUCUGAUAGACCCAAAGCCGCAGUCUUUAAAAGUCCACGAACACCACCUCAACGAUUCUAUUCAGGUGAACAUGAAUACAGCGGAUUACGUAUAGUUCGACCUUCAACUGGGAAAAUUGUGAAUGAACUUUUCAAAGAAGCAAAAGAACAUGGGGCUAUCCCUUUGAGUGAAGCCACAAGAUCAUCAAGUGAUGAUAAAUCAAAGUCAUUUACAGGUGGAGGAUAUAGACUGGGCAAUUCCUUUUGCAAACGAUCUGAAUAUAUAUAUGGAGAAAAUCAGCUGCAAGAUGUUCAGAUUUUGCUUAAGCUGUGGAGCAAUGGUUUCAGUUUAGAUGAUGGAGAAUUGAGACCUUAUAAUGACCCAACAAAUGCACAAUUUUUAGAGUCUGUUAAGAGAGGAGAGAUUCCCCUGGAGCUGCAGCGACUGGUACAUGGCGGCCAAGUGAACCUGGACAUGGAGGACCAUCAGGACCAAGAGUAUGUAAAGCCUAGGCUACGCUUCAAGGCUUUUAGUGGAGAAGGACAGAAACUUGGAAGUCUUACACCUGAAAUAGUUAGCACACCUUCCUCCCCAGAAGAAGAGGACAAGUCUAUACUUAAUGCAGUUGUUCUCAUUGAUGACUCAGUGCCAACUACAAAAAUUCAGAUCAGAUUAGCAGAUGGGAGUCGUUUGAUACAAAGAUUUAAUAGUACACACAGGAUCCUGGAUGUCCGGGACUUUAUUGUACGCUCUCGUCCUGAAUUUGCAAAUCUUGACUUUAUUCUUGUGACGUCUUUUCCAAAUAAGGAGCUAACAGACGAGAGCCUGACGCUACAAGAAGCAGAUGUUCUCAACACUGUGAUGCUCCAGCACCUGAAGUAAUGUCGCCCUGUCCGUGCAGCUGCACGUAGGAACUUUGAGCAUCAUAAACUGGAAUGAAAAUGAUCCACCAAUCAGCAGUUCUUACGAAGAUAUGACAAGCAGAGCUUUAAAAUCAAGUGGCUGCAAGCCCUCCCAGGCCUACCUUGAUCACAGUCAGUCAACCAGUUUUUCAGGGAGAUGCUUUGUAUGUGCUGCACACUCGUGUGUUCCACCCACAGUUUCCUCUAUUGCUGAGCAAAGCUACUGAGGACAUUCAGGAGCAUGAAUUCACUUAGACUGGCUCUCAAGAACGACCAGCAUGAAGUCUGAGUUUCUGCUGAACCACAUAUUUCUCGGGUGCCGACCACUAUGAGAGGAAUCAGAUGUGGUGGUCUCCCAACCGCUCUUCCUCUUUGGUCACCAUCUCUGGUUCGUUUUCUGCUGCACCCAUAACAAAUUACAGAGUUUGUAGCUUAAAGUAACAUAGAUCUAUUUUCUUAAAAUUCUGUAAGUGGAAAGUUUACUGUGGGUCUCACUGUGCUGUAAAAUCCAGGUGUAGACAGGGCUGAAGCGGUACUAGAGAGUCAUGUUUUGUAUUUCAGUUCUAAUCCCUUGGCUUUUCAUCCCUUCUUUCAUUAUAAAGCUCGCCAUCAUUGCCUCUCUGUGACCCUUCCAUGGUCACAUCUCCUUGAUGUUUUUUCUCUUUUUUUGGUUCCCGGAAUCAAACUCAGGACUGUGCCCUGGCCAGGCAGUCUCCUGUGCCACUGGGCUAUAUCAUACCCAGCCCUGCCGCUCCCUGGUAACACCCAGGAAGAGUUGGCUGCUCGUGAGAGCUUAGGCGGUUCCGUGAGGCUGAGGACGAGCUCCUCCCCUUAAUCCCAGCUGCCCAGGGUUUCAGUGGUUUUGGUGGUGGUAGUGGUUGUUUUCAUGCAAUCAGGUUACUUGCUUGUGUUUUGGGGAGUAGGACAUGAGUGUGGGGGAAGGCAUCACUGUGCCCACUUGCCACAGUUCACCUCUCUCUCAAAAGAUUCGCAUCUACCCCAGAUAAAUUCAUCCAUCCGAAGGUGCUUAGAAGUCUAAACCUGUAACAGCAUCAACUCAAACUGCAAAAUCCUGCUUGAAGUUCGCCACACAGAAGCCCCAAAUCUCACCAUUUUAAACCAUCUCAGUUAAGAGCGACUCCCCAGGUGUAACUUCUCUUCACCCGUGAGCUCAGAAGUUAACCGUGUCCUCCCAAACCUGAUUGCACACAGCUGUCGGAUAAGCUAAGCCCUCCCUGAACCAAAAGCUGGCAGUGGAGUGAAGCAAGGAGCCGAGCAGCAAGCACACGCACGCACGGGGCCAGGCUUGCGCCCAGGCUCGUGGCCAGUGUUGACUGCGGCUCACAGGCCGUUCCUUCUCACGAACGGCACACAUCUACAGCGAGCACUUCAUCAGCUUGUUUCCUGCGUUCGUGUCAGCUCUCAUACCUCUUAGUUCAAGAUGGCAGCGUCUUCCGCUAUAACACUGUUAGGAAACAUGAGGGCCUCCGUGUAUGUGACGGGGAGUCACUCCACUGGACAGCGGCUUCUUCACACAUCCUUCCUGAAUAAUCCCACCUCUGCUGCUGUUUUUCCCCCGAGAUAGUGCAAGUGUAUGAGUCACACCCUUAGUCUCUUUAGAGGCUGAGUCCUCGGGCCUUUGGAUUUUCUGAGAGUAGCCAGUGCAGUCCGGCUGCACCCUCCUCGCCCUCGGCAGGGCCAGCCUUCCUGCUGCGCAUCUCUGCUCUCAGGGUCUUGCCACUGGGUGGGCUGGCAGCUUCCUCAGUCAUCAAAUCCUGGCUUCACAAGUAUCAGUUCUUCCUCCAAUUUACCAGUGUCUUUCACGUCUUACUACAUUUGGCGAGAAGAAAACAGUGUUUAAUAAUAUUUAAGUUUAUUUAUAAAU